Messenger RNA from Plasmodium gonderi, 534 nucleotides. RefSeq names its product variable surface protein. The record is from RefSeq and is a predicted model, not a curated record. Lineage: Eukaryota; Apicomplexa; Aconoidasida; Haemosporida; Plasmodiidae. The coding region runs from base 1 to 534 and encodes 177 amino acids. The transcript is spliced from 2 exons.
AUGAAAAAAGGUAAAAGUUGCGCUACCAAAAAUCUUUACGAAAAAUUUUUGAAUCAUUUAUAUUCUAAAGGCAUACAAAACCAAUGUAAAUCAUAUGGGGAUAAUUUUACUUCCUAUGAUAAUUUUGAAAAAGGCAAAUAUUUAUAUGAAACAUCUAUAUGUCUGAACACUAUAGAACAUAAUGAAAAAAUAAGAGAAGACGAUCAGUUUUGUUAUGUAUUAAAAGAUAUUAUUAAAAAAUAUAAUGAAAAAAAUAUAACUGAAUUAUGUAAUUGUGAUAAACAAGAAAUGUCAUCAUCUAUGCAAUCUAAUAUUAAGGGUAAUAUUAUAAUUUCUAUUCUUGUUACAUUAGUAGUAUUACUGUUGUUAUUUAUUGUUCUUAAGUAUAACUCAUUUCUUACAAGAUUACCAUAUAAAUUAAAACGUAAAAUAAUGGGGUUCAAAAGUAAUGAUGAAGAAAUAAAUAUGUUACAUCAAUAUGAAGAAUUUAAUAGUAUAACAAUGAAUAAUGGAUAUAAUGUAGUGUAUAAUUAA